Carya illinoinensis is the source of this 732-nucleotide messenger RNA. RefSeq names its product wall-associated receptor kinase 2-like. Gene Ontology annotation, molecular function: ATP binding; protein serine/threonine kinase activity. Gene Ontology annotation, cellular component: plasma membrane. Bases 1 to 732 code for a protein of 243 amino acids. The record is from RefSeq and is a predicted model, not a curated record. NCBI's taxonomy places the organism in Eukaryota, Viridiplantae, Streptophyta, Magnoliopsida, Fagales, Juglandaceae. The transcript is spliced from 3 exons. Gene Ontology annotation, biological process: cell surface receptor signaling pathway; protein phosphorylation.
AUGGAGACAACGAAAAUCUUUAGUAAUGACAAGCUUAAAAAGGCCACCAACAAUUAUUAUGAGAGUAGAGUCCUUGGCAAAGGGGGUUAUGGAACUGUUUACAAAGGAGUAUUACCUGCUAACAAAGAGGUUGCCAUCAAAAAGUCCAAAAUAUGUGAUAAGAGCCAAAUCAAGCAAUUCAUUAAUGAGAUAGCAACAGAAAUAGCAAGAGCUCUUGCAUACCUACAUUCUGAAACUUCUAUGCCAAUUAUAUAUAGAGAUGUGAAAAGCAUUAAUAUACUAUUAGAUGAUAACCACAUAGUAAAAGUGGCUGACUUUGGAGCUUCAAGGUUGAUAGCUCUUGAUCAAACAGAAAUAACCACCUCGGUGCAAGAAACUCUUGGAUACUUAGACCCUGAAUACUUCCAAAUUGAGCAACUGACAAAAAAAGAUCACAUUGUCAAUGAGUGUAAUAUCAUGCCAAUAAAGGAAGUUGCAAAUCUUGCAAAUGGGUGCUUAAGGUUAAGAGGGGAGGAUAGGCCCACUAUGAUGAAAGUGGCAGCGGAGCUAGAAGGAUUGAGAAUUAUGGAAAAGCAUCCAUGGGAAAAGGAUAAUCAAACUACAGAAGAAAUGGGAUACUUGCUUAAUACACCUAUACUCUCUUUCAACAUUGAUAAUGGCCUUAGUUCUUCUGUAAAUGCAGUUAGUGGACAAGAUAGCAUGAUAAACCAGCUCUUUGAAACACCUAGAUGA